UUGAUGGAACUAUAAUACCCACAAUUCACCGGUGCCCCACAGCUCUCGCGGGCUUUGUUUAGAUAUGGCGGCAGCUUUCAAAACUUGUUUCUGGUGUAAAUGCACAACGUUUUACUUUACAAGAGCGAUGCUGCAUUUCUUGAGUAUUGCAGCUUCCUAAACAACCUGGGUCAACAUGACAUCUCCUGCCGGGUUUGGCUUCCCCGAGCCAGACAUCCUGACCAGGUGGACGCCGAGCUGUACCCGCGCCGGCGUCAUCCUCCACCCCUCCCCGGAUUUGGCCGGAUCGCUGCGGUGCGUCACAGCCAAGGAGCCCGGACCGCCGAUGCCGGAGGACUCCUUCGCCUCUGACUUCGCCCCUUUGUCCGCCUCCACGGACAGCAGCCUCGUUGGCGCUGACGGCUGUGAUCAGCUUAUUCUCGGGGAUGUAACGUACAGACCGACGAACGGAGAGCUUUCUGUACCGACGGCAAUCCUGAAGGAUCAGUUCCACAAACUGGAUACGAUGGCAAAUGAAGAUUUACCGAUAAUGAUGAAACUGGACCAGUUGAGGAAAUGGCAGCAGGAAAUGCAGAAGCAGCUGCAGGCUCAUCAGCUGGAGGAACUGCUGUGCCUCCAGGAGGAGCAGCAAAGGCUUCUGGGAAUCGUGAAUGAUCCUCGACGCUUGUUAGGAGAAUCCCCAGAGAGUACAGAGUUAUCAGAGCCAGAGUGGGAUGAAGAAACGGUCCACUAUAGACCGGAUGUGGACAGCGGCGUUGGAAAAGAGCAGAAUCUUUCAGUAGCAGAUGGAAAGAAGCAGCUUUCAAGAGAUCAUGAGGAAGGGAUGUGGGACUCUAAAGAGAAAGAGUGGAGGUGCCGUGUCGAUGGCAGAGGUUUUUCUGAGCCCCAAGAAGCACAACAGCAGCGUACAGACUCGGCUUCUGCUGAAGGAAGAAUCAGAGAAGGGGAUCAAGUCUGGAAUGACCGACCGAUAAGACCCGGCAUCGUGGGUCAGAAACAGACCUUUGAGGAGCUGCUGGAGGAGCAGUUGAGGCUGGAGGAGCAAAGGUUGAAAUCUGCCCGGCAACAACAGAAUCCAGCUCAACCCAAAAGGGCCUUUCUGAAACGAGGGGAGGGACUUGCAAGAUUUACCCAUAAUUCCAAAGCUUCGUCUAAAAAAGCAGAAUCAGCAAAAGUCCAGAAAUCAGAACUCCAAACCAGAGUCAUUUCCCGCAGCAACUCUGCUCCAGCGUUCAUCCAUAAAGCUUUUUCUAACUCUUCACCUCGACUUCCUGUUCAACGCAAAACUGCUGUACUAAACAAGGAAAACCAGGAGAGGAGGGUCUGCUCGUCCCCUCGGGAGAUCAGAGCCGAUGGGAAGCCAGCGUGGACAAAAGUUUUGGGAACUCAUCAAAGACAAAACACAGAAGAGACUCUUAAAACUGAACCAGAGAGCAGAAAGAACAGAAACGCUCUUCAUGGACUGAAAAACGACAAGAACAAAGCCGGUUUGUCAGAUCCGGCUCAGAGGAGCUCUGGUCCGAACAAGCAGCCAAACCCAGUAACCAAACAGGUGGGCACCAUGGAGGCUGUAGGAAAUGCCGACAGUGAUGCAACAACAGCUAAAAGUUCUGGUUCCAAAGUGGAAGCAACACCUCUGACAGGGAAGGGAGGCGGAGCUCCUCUGGAUUCCUUUGAGAUGUCGUUCCAGGAGAAACUCCAGCGCUGGGAGUGCGACAAGCAGCUGGAAAAUAUGGAGCUGGGGGAGUUUGAGCUGCUGGAGCAAGCGGCCGAAGAGCUGUCCUUUUCAUCCAACUCCUCUUUUGUCACUAAGGUUCUCCGGAUGGAUCAGCAGAAGCGGCAGCUGCAGACGGCACAGGGGCUGCAUCAGAGGCGCCUCUCCUCCACUCCCAUCAAGUCUCCCCCUAGAGGCGAACCUCAGAAGUGCGGUAGCACUGAGCGCGAUGCUGUGUCGGUGUGUAUAAGCAGUUCCUCUGAGGAAAAGAAAAGCAGCGCAGUCGACAAGGUUGGUGCCGAGGAUGAUGAUGGAGAGGACAGUGGAAGAGAAGACCAACGGGAGCUUUCUGACGGUGGCUCUGACUUUGGAGAGCAGGACGUUGUGCUUUUUCCUUCUUCGUCUAACCCUCCGUAUGACAAACGAUCCUAUCAGGAGGAGAGUUUCAGGGAUUCAGAGGACGAGGAGGGGGACAGCGACCACAGCUACGCAGGCGACUCCACCCUGACGGAGGACAAAGACAGCCAGCAGCCGGAUGUCAUCUUUAACGACGACGACACCUGGAGCGACCUGGAGGUCAGUGCAGGCGGGAAAACCGGUGACCCCACUGAAGUUAGUCCAACUCCCAGAUCUGCAGCCAUUGGCGGGAAGCCUCUGAUGAGGAAAGUGGCAGCGAGCAAAGCUACAGAGUCGGACAGCGCCUCAGAGACUGACCAUCCUCCUGCCUCUCAACUCAUGACAAGGCUGUUCCCCUCGCUGAAGCCUAAAGCCAAGAACGCACCUGACGCCCCUCCCCCUGUGCUGUCCCAGUCCAGCCAGCAAAGCAACGACACAGUCCAGCAGGCCCAGUCCCGGCAGCUCAGAGAGAGGCUGGUGGAGCUGGAGAUCGAGAUCGAGAGAUUUAAGAAGGAGAACGCCGCGCUCACCAAACUCCGACAUGACCACCAGAGAAAGCAGGAGGAGCUGAGGAAGGAGCGGUUGGAUUUUGAUCAGGCCAAAGCAGCAGAGCUGGCCAGGUUUGAGGACUACAAGAAGGAGGAGAACAGGAAGUUGCAGAAGGAGCGCAAGCUUUUUGAGAAAUACGCUUCGGCUGCCAGAGCCGCACCUGACAAGAAGGAGAGAGAGGAAAUCCAGUCUCUGAAGGAACAGCUGAACUCCCUUCAGGAGGAGCUGAAGAGGAGGGAGAGUCGCUGGACCUCUACUCACACCCGACUGCGCCAGCAGGUCGAGUCCCUCAGCGAGGAGAAAGCUGCUCUCCGAGAGGAGAUCCAAAUGUUAGAGAAGCUGCGUCUGAGCGCCUGGAAGAAAAGCUCCGUCUCUGCAGCAGAAACCAAAGACAGUCCCAGAAUCUCAGAGAGCAGCGGGUCGUCCGGAACCAAAGGAGUCACAUUUGCUAGUCCCUUAGACUCCAUUGGAAGCUGCAGCAGCCCCCCAGCAGGAGGCUCGGCAUCAGGCCCCCGAGGAACCUCCAAGGACAGCAGUGCAGCAGGUAUAAAGAGCAGUUUGAGGAGGUCUGGAGGCUCUACCUCCUCUUUUUCCUCCUCCUCAUCAUUAACUAGCAGGAAGCAAGAAGGCAGAUCUUCUUCACCUGCCAGCAGGAAGCAGAAACUGCCUCAAACCCUGGAGCAGUCAGAGGAUUCCUCAGCGAAAACUGACGCUGUGCCAGAACAACAACAGAGCAUCGAGGCUGAAGAGGCAGACUCGGUCCAGAAUGUCAUCACACAUCCUGAUGGGAAGAUUGAAAAAGUUCUGGUUGGUGGUGAUCGCCUCAUCGUCUUCCCCAACGGAACCAGGAAGGAAGUGUCUGCAGACGGGCUGUCGGCGAAGAUCACCUUCUUCAACGGAGACACCAAGCAGAUCACAGCAGACCAGAGAGUGAUCUACUACUAUGCUGAGGCUCAGACCACACACAUCACUUAUCCUGAAGGUCUGGAGGUCCUGCACUUCCCCAACAACCAGACGGAGAAGCACUUUCCAGACGGGCGUAAAGAGAUCACGUUCCCAGACCAGACGGUGAAAAAUCUCUAUCCUGAUGGCAGAGAGGAGAGCGUGUUGACUGACGGCACCAUCAUACGGGUCAACACGGACGGCAUCAAGGAGAUCCACUUCAACACAGGCCAGAAGGAGGUCCACACGGCUGACUUCAAGAGGCGCGAGUAUCCGGACGGCACGGUGAAGACCGUCUACAACGACGGCCGGCAGGAAACGCGCUACCCAACGGGACGCAUCAGGAUAAAAGACAAAGAGGGAAAUGUCCUAAUGGACAAGCGGACAUAAGAACUGCAUUAUUUAAACACUUUUAUUGUGAAGUCUUAUUAUUUUGACAUCACAGACUUCCUGUAACCAUGAAUUUCUUGCACUGAAAUAUCUGCUUUAAAGAGAAAACCUUCAAUGUGAAGUCUGUUAAAGUUUUUUUUUUACUUUUUUAUGUUAAAAUAUUAAAUAUUUAUUUCCCUAGUUUAUGCAUUUUUAUGCAAAAUAAUUUUUUUUUUGUUUAAUGAAGUUUUGUCCGCCGUGGACCAACAACUGAAACACAUUAAAGAUGAACAGACAGAAA
Oryzias melastigma (Indian medaka) is the source of this 4271-nucleotide messenger RNA. It is a transcript of the gene cpap, whose product is annotated as centromere protein J. Gene Ontology annotation, molecular function: tubulin binding. NCBI's taxonomy places the organism in Eukaryota, Metazoa, Chordata, Actinopteri, Beloniformes, Adrianichthyidae. The record is from RefSeq and is a predicted model, not a curated record. Gene Ontology annotation, biological process: centriole elongation; cilium assembly. Gene Ontology annotation, cellular component: nucleus; centrosome; centriole. The coding region runs from base 176 to 3991 and encodes 1271 amino acids. The transcript is spliced from 19 exons.